Messenger RNA from Porites evermanni, 23676 nucleotides. The record is from the annotation of a GenBank genome assembly. NCBI's taxonomy places the organism in Eukaryota, Metazoa, Cnidaria, Anthozoa, Scleractinia, Poritidae.
AUGUACGUUAUUCAAGCGGUUGUAUUUCGAGCUGGGAAGGUCAAUAUUUCCGACACAUCCCAAAACAACCAUGGCUGUCAGACCGUUUCUUUCAAAGCUCAGUUCCAGGGUUCGGGAGAUAUAAAGGUGUUUGCAACGCUGAGCCAUGGAAGCGAACAUGUCAAAAUCCAUGACCCAGCGUCUGUUUGGGUGAAGUCAGUGUCCACAUCUGGUUUUGAUGCUUGCGUUCGUGAAGCAGGCAGCGGUUCUGGAGGCGCGUCUGUAAUCAACUGGCUUGCAUUUCAAGGUUCACACCAAGGCAUUGAUUCAGGAAUCGUUGAAUUUGAUGAAUUCACCUCAAGGACCCGGUGCAAGAAGAUAUCGCUUAGUAUUCAGAAUAAGGUGAGAUGGUAAAGUAGGUGGAUUUAAUCAGUCAUUUGAACAAAGUUAAGGUGACAAACAGCCCAUUCUUACUUGGCCAAAAUUGAUCCGGCAUGGAAGAAGGGACCUAGCCUUCCCUCCUUGUAAGGGAAUCCGGAUUCCGGAAUCCGGGAAAAUUUUGGCUGUGGAAUCCGGGAUCCUUGGUUUUGGAAUCCGUAAUGCAAGUUCUACUGACAAGGUAUUCGGAAUUCAGCACCUGGAAUCCGAAAUCCGAGGCAUAGAAUCCACAAUCCAAGACUGUCGUGGAUUCCCUUACAUGGGGCGACUAGCCUAAACGUAGAAUCGAGUUUUCGGAAAUCCCAUACUUUUCUGUCGCUAACUAUAAUCGGAACUUUGAAGUGUAGUUACAUCAACGUGAUGGUAGAAUCCUAGACCGUAUAUUUUCGUUUUCUUUCUAGAUAAUUGUUCUCUUGUUACUUUGUCUUACUUAGGGGAGACCCCAAGUGUUUGUGACUGUUCUACAUAAACAUUCCGACCGACCGUUUGACUCCAUGAACAUUUGGCUAGAAGACGUCAACACGGAUAGUUUUGUGGUUUGCUUGAGGGAGUUUAUGAGCUUCGACGGCAGCCAUUCAGGUCUCAAAGUGGUAAGUUGAAAUUAGAAAAUUCACGAGUUCUCGUUAAACGAGAACUCUGAGGUGCACUAGCCUUUAUUACUCUUUUCGCGAAAUUAUCGCUCUGGUUUUGCGUGAAAAAGAAGUCCACCUAGGGGUAACUCAAGGGUGUUCCAAUGCAUGAGGCAUCACACACUACCAUCAAUAGCAAAUUCUAUAUCCUGCUUCUUCUCCAAGUUGUAUUACAAAAAUUAACAUAUCAACAACCACAGUGACAACAAGGAAAUCGAUUCAGUGAUUGCCUUAGGUGCUAGUAUAAUUUUAUUAAGGUUAGAUAUGUGUACCCAAUGCCUUUUACAAUACCCUUAUCUGUCGGAUCUCCCUAUCUCACUUAGACGAGCAUGAUCAAACAAAUGUGUAUAAAUUUUUUUUUUUCAGAACUGGCUUGCGUAUGAUGUGCUCCCGGGGUCUUGGAAUAUUACUGAAAGAGGAAAGCUUCAUUUUUCUGGACUUGGUGCACCAAAGAAAGAAAACAACUAUGCUUUUUGUCAGGUUGGAAAGACCAACGGUCUUUUACAUGUAUUUGAUGAGCCUCUGUUUAGUUUAGUUGAGCUCAAGGGAAAACGUGUAUCGCCCAUUUCCAAGAGACACUAUAGCGGUCAACUUCAACUUUAUUUGAUAAAAAUAUUGAUUACAAUAGACUGGCCGGCAAAAUAGUAAUUGCUAAUCUAGGCGGACCAGUUAAAAGAGAAAUAAAGGGAAAGGAAAGGAAAGGAAGGAAACUAUUUUAAGUUACAAUAAAUAAUAUUUCUAUCAUAGUUUUUAUUUUAAUUACAUUAAGUCUACUAAGGAAAAACGAAAAAGGAAUUGACGGAGUGCCAAGAAAAAAAAACAAACAAACAAAUACUUUUGUACAGAAAUCACUUAACUGUUAAUCGAACUUUUUCAACCAACUUUUUAUGAAGUCUCAAUAAAGUCACCUUCUCUUUUUAAGAUGUCGGAAAGCAAUCUGUGAAGCACUUUCAUAAAUUUGUUUUUAGGAAGAUCUCUAAUAUCACAAGGUAUCUCAUUCCAAAGUUUUACACCAAAACAAGGCAAGGAGUUUUUGUGUUUUUCCAGCUUUGAGCUUUUAACGUGAAAGUUACCUGAAGUAGAUGAUCUUGUAUGGUAUGAAUGAAUUGUUGAGGUUCUUUCAAAUAAAUUGAAGAGACUUGUUGGGGAAUUGUUGCUGUCAUUAUCGUGCAUUAGACUGGCCACGGUUUUAUCAAACUAAAUGACACUGGUAAUAUGUCAGCGUCGAUAACUAGAGGAAUUGCGUGUUCACGUAUAACCGUAAAAUACAUCAUGCGAAGCAAUUUCUUCUGAAGAAUUAGAAUUUUAUUGAGGAGAGUCUUGGAUACCUGACCCUAGGCAGCAAGACCAUAGUUUAGGUGAGGGUGGAUUAAUGUUUGGUAAAUAUAUAACAAUAUAUAACGAGUUAUGGAGAGCCGAAGUUUUGAAAUGGUCCGAUAGUUUUACUGAUUUUUGCCGUAAUAGCGUCAAUGUGAUAUUUCCAAGUAAGGUUUUUAUCAACCAACACACCAAGAUAGUUAAUAUAAUUUUUGGACUCCAGAGUUACUUUUCCAUUUUUGUCGUUAUCGAACAUGUGGAGACUCGGUUGGUAAGUGACUCUUUUUUUAUAAGGGUGAAAGAUUACAAAGUUAGUUUUUGUAGUAUUGAGAGUUAAUUUAUUGGAUGUUAGCCAUUCGGUUUAGUAAUUCAAUUUACUAUAUCUUCUAGGGACUUUAAGUUUUUAUCAGCAUAAAGGAUAUUAGUAUCAUCUGCGAAGAGAUAAAACUUAAGUUUAUUCGAGCAUUGAUGUAUGUCAUUAAUAUACAAUAAAAAAAGCAACGGGCCAAGGCCGGACAGAUCCUUUGGGAAUACCACAACUUACGUUUUCUUUGUUUAAAAUGUACGGUCCGAUUUGGGUAGAUUGCACACGAUUAUUCAAAUACGAGGAGAACCAGUCUUUAAUAAUUCCACGAAAACCAUAGUGAUAAAGUUUGUCAAGCAAAAUGUUAUGAUCGACAGUAUCAAAAGCUUUCUUGAGGUCUAUGAAGACUCCACACGAGAAAAGACCUUGAUUCAUCACAGUUAGUUUGUAUUGCGUUUACAAUGUUUAAUAUUGCAUGUUGAGUCGAGUGACCUUUACGAAAGCCAUACUGGGAGGAAUACAAUAAAUUAUGUUUGUCAAUAUAAUCUUUCAUUCUGUUGUACAUCAUCUUUUCAAAAAUUCUGUUAAAGUUAGAUAAUAAGGAUAUAGGUCUGUAGUUAUUCGCACCAUUAUCUUUGCCACUCUUGAAUAUUGGAGUUAUUUUGGACAAUUUAAGUUUUGAAGGGUAUUUUCUUAAUGUUACUGAGAUAUUCAAUAUUUCUGAUAGAAUAUAUUAGGAGCUAUGAUACUACUUGCACACUUCAAUAAUUUUAUGGGAGAUGAAUAUAGACCAUACGACUUGUUGUUUGGUUUGGAGAGUAUCUGAAAGUGCACUUCGUCGGACGUAACCGGUAAGACUGAUAGAAAAGAUGAAAUUGGUGCUUUGCAAUGACAAAUGUAAUUAAGAUAAUGUUUUGUGGCGUUGGAAUUGUUCUAGCUAGCCUAUUUCCCACAGAAGAAAAAUGGUCAUUAAGAAUAUUAGCAACCUGUGGAGGUUCUUUUACGAUUUUGUUGCUCUUAUUGAUGUCCUUAAUAGCAGUUACAAUUUUGGUCUUCUUUCUGCGAUACAAGACGUCAUUUAUUCUUUCCCAUGUCUUUUUCAUGUUCGUUUUGUGGCGUUCGAAAUAAUCCUGAUAGUAUAUCUUUUUCCUAGACGUAUAUCUGGCUGCAAAUUUUUUUUCUAUAAUAUUUGUAUUUGUCUUCGUCACCGGACACAUGCAAUUUGUUUUUAACCAUAAUGGACGCUUUUAAUCCAGUAGUAAUCCAAGGCUUAGAAAGCUGUUUGGCUUUACGCUUUGAUAACUUUGUAAUGGCAGCAUGUUUAUUUACAGUCUUAUUAAAUUUCUUAUAAAAAGUUGAAGAUAAUUUGUCAGGAUCAAUUGAAUGAUUUAUGAGGAUACAUUCCCAGGCAACUUCAGAGAGUUUCUUAUUGAAUUGGUCAGCGGAAAAUUUAGAAAAAUCGCAUAUUUUGGUGGUGUACGCUCAAUAGAUAGAAUGAUAGAAACAGCGGUGUGUUUCUAUAAUGAAUGUACGGUUAUCAGUGACAAAAUAGGGUUUAUCGUAUCGUUGAUCCUGAUUUCUGUUGCACACUUGUGUUUGAAUUGUCAAAUAGUGCAUCCACUAGCAGUCUUUAUAAACCUUGAUGUUGCACUAUAAUCUCUUUUAUUUGUUUAUUUUAGAAAACUUGCAAAACUUUCUUCUAUUUGGAAAUAAGAGAAAAAACACUUUUACGCAUUAUUACAAGAAAGUUAUGUAGGAACUGUCUUACAUAACAACAACAAACAAACAAACUGAACGUUAUUGACAGCAAUGAAAGCUAUAGCACAUACACACUACCUACAUUUAGCAAAAGCUAUGGGAGGCAGGUAGUGUACAUGAACUGAUGCAUUUUAAGAUAUUUUUAAUGUUGAAACAAGAAAAAUACAGAAAGAUCUUUGAAUUACAAUAGUUACUCUUAAACCGAGGUCGGAAUAAGAAGGUGAUAAGCUUUGAAUAAUGCUUUAUCAAUGCAUGUUUUGUGUAAUUUUUUUUUCAGGAUUAUAAAUUCCAAAAUCCAUUUUACGAGCCUCCUAGUGUCCUCGCGUCUGCCAGACAUGAGAACGUUACCAGUGUUCUGUGGAUGAAGGCUGAUGGUCGUUUUGGCAAUGCUUUAAAUGCUUGGAUAGAGGUAAGUAGUUUCCUAGACCAUAUACAGCCAUGUAACUUUCCUUAUUUAUUGAAACUGAUGUUAUAGAGUUCUUUUUCAAGUGCCUCCACACUCCGAGUAAGUGAGUAAAAAUGAAUUAAGGGCUCGAAGUGGCUGCAACGCUCUUAUAUUUGACUAGAAUUAAAUUCCUCAGUCACUACUGUCAUUUCAACAUCGGUUUUGUACCGAGCAAUUUUUAAUUUUUUUUUUUCAAUUUCAAAUGUGGGCAAGAAAAAGAGUGGCGAAUAAAAGGACUUCAUUCAAUUUCAUUAAAAUUGAGUCAGUCGAAAAAAUUGGCUUAGAUAAUUCUAAAAAGUUUUUUCUGCACAUACUUUUCUUGCGUAUGGAUUUUUUACCCCACAAAAGAAAUACCCACGCCUUAAAAAUCUAGGAACAAGGAACCUACUUUUAAAGACGCAGAAAGCUCCACUUUUUUUUUUUCCAUCUUACUUGGAUAGACUAUGGAAAUUUUUGAAGUGCUAGAUACUUAGUUAUAAGUUUAAUAUUUAGUUCAUUGUUUAGGAAUUCUAUAAAUUUUUUUUGUAACUUUGAACUUUGACUGGAGUAGAAAAUUGAUCGAACUGAACAGUAUUUCUUGCUAAAUUUGUAGCAGUUGUACCUGAAUGAAUGUGUUGUCUUCUAGGAAAUCACUCGUUUGUCUUUCAAAGUGUGCAUCAAGGACAGCCAGGGAAUAAGCAAGUCUCACGAUCCAGUUACAGUGGACUAUGCAAUUAUGGGAGGUAAUUUGUUGUUUCCAUGGCAUGCAAAAAAAGGAAAACUUUAGUUAAGAUAAGAAGCAGUUUCAAAAUCGAAGAAAGAAAAUAAAAACAAGAAAGAUAAGUUUUUGGACAUACACACAUGUAGGGAAGGUCUUAAAAAGGCAUUGUCUUCUGUAAUUCUUCUGACUUAAGUCUAGCCCUGCAUGCCGAAUGGAGUAAUAUUUUUCCGAAAAAUGUAUUAUUUUUAGCCCUUUAUGCUUCAGGAAGAUUUCUGAUAGGAGUUUAGAAGAAAAAUUGGUUAAAUUCCUGUCGUACGAAGUGAUUUUGUAUUUUUUCUCAAAGAUAUUGACCCGUGCACAAAUGUUACUUGCGAGUACCAUGCUAUCUGCAAAGCUUUCUCUGCAUUUGAUGCCCGUUGUGUUUGUGAUGACAACUGCCCGUCGUACGAAGAGCCUGUGUGUUCAUCUAACUCGACAACAUUCAAGAACAAGUGCUUUUGUCUGCUGGACAUUUGCAAACGCAAAAGUAACCACACGCUUUAUCAUCCUGGCAGCUGUACCGGUAAAAUUUCUUACACUUUUUUACUUUACUUCUUUGUUGCCAGCUAAAAAGCAUGAGACGAUCUAUUAGGCCUGAGUCAGGAUUAAGUAUUGCUUUUGUUUCCGCUCUCUCAGCGCAUGUCCCUCUUGCUCCCUCCACACACAUACUCCCCAUCACCAUAGAUGAAUUGAUAGAGAAAUUCAUACCGGCUUUUUCUAUAAUUAGCUCAUGAUGUCACUUUUGUUUACUUUGUUAAUUUGGUAAUCUAAUUUGCUGGAUGCGAGCUACCUGGAUGUAUCACUUUAAAGGGCAUUUAAUCCUGGCAUUGUAGCAAAAACUCUUUCUUGUUCCUCCAUCCUCAUUUGUUUUAACUCUUCGCAUUUGUAUACUUCUUUAGGCUUUCCAGUUCAGACCGGGCGGGUUUCACUCAAAAGACGUGUAAGAUCGGCUGAGACGGCCUGUAAAGUGGUGAAAUUUCCACCAUUCUCCUUCUAUCCAGACAAAGAAGUACACGUACAAAUAACGACCAAUCACUGGAACAUCAGCAGGAAAAAUUUUAUACACGAUGCCACAGUUUCAUGGGUGCACACCGUUAACUACGAAAAUUUUGAGGUGAAAGUUAAAAAUAAUGUUUUAGUUUUUCCUAAUGGACAGCGGUCUACCAAGUGUUAAUAUUUUGUAACUCUGUAGGAUUUAAAAAUUUCCAUACUCGGCUUGUAUGUUUUUAUUUCUAUUAACCUUUUUAUUGACGAUUUGUAAAAAAUUCAUUUACUGUUCCUUAACUGCUGACGUAAUUACUGUUUAAUUAAUGUUCUUUAAUUCCUGUCUUUCUUCGACAAUUUCACAACUUGUACUACUUUUAUCAUUUUAAUUUUGCUCAUUCUGUAUGUCUUGUUUAUUCUGAAAAAUUAACAUUAUAUAACAUGCAAAACUUGGCUUUAGAUUUUUCCCUUGUAUGUAUCUAUGUGUGAUUAAUCCAUCAAAAACUGCUCGAAAUAUCGGUGCGCUAUUUAACUCGUCACUUUCUAUGGAAGAACAUAUUAAGGCUUCCUGUAAAUCUGCUUUCUUCCAUUUAAGUAACAUAGCUCGAAUACGAAAGCACUUGCUAGCACAAGCAGCAGAGACCUUGAUCCAUUCCCUUGUGAUCUCAGAAGUUGAUUUCUGCAAUUCACUUCGUUAUGGUGUUCCUAAUCAACUGAUACAAAAACUCCAAAGCGUUCAAAACUCACCAACAAGCGGGAACACAUUAAACCUGUGAUAAAACAGCUUCACUGGCUACCUGUUGAGUUCAGGGUUCCAUAUAAAAUCCUACUCAGGACUUUUAAGUGUUUAAAUGACACUGCUCUUGCUUAUCUUAAAGAUUUAAUUCACCUGUCUACGCCAAACUGCAGUCUGAGAUGAAACUCGAAAAACAUACCUAGCUCAUGAGCAAUACCACCUGAAAAGUUAUGGUCCGGUUAGAGCCUUCACAAUUGCAGCACCCAUUCUCUGGAAUGCACUCUCAGAUAGGCUCAGAGACCAUUCAAAUUUUCUAUAUCUUCUUAUAAGAAAUAAAUUAAAACACAUUUAUUUAAAAUAGCUUUUUAACAUGUGAAUUUUCUACUGCUGAUUUAAUUAUUCUUUUUUUUUUUAAUAAUUCCUUAUUUUACUGUGAAGCGCUAAUUAACUUUACGGAAUUAGCGCUAUAUAAGUGUUACUUAGAUACAAAUAAAAUCUCAAUCGACCAAAUAACUGUUGAAUUGUAUCUUAAGGUCUGCGUGACAGCAGCAGGAAGAAAUGACCGCUCUAUCCAAGAAUUUGCCACCGUGGACUGGAUGGCAUACCAAGGAGCACCUGAUGGUGGUGUGACAGGAAAAUCACGCAUUUCACAAUGGUGGACUGGAUCACAGUGUAAAGAAGUUAACCUUCCUCAGGUAAUUGUCAUUUUUGUGUCUAUUUUCUGGAAGUGCACUUGGAGAUUGUUUUUUAUUAUUAUUAUAUUUUUGGCGGGGGGGGGGGGGGAGGGGCCGGGGGGUAAAGGUGGGGGGAUAUAUUAGUUUAUUUUAUGGAGGAUGGGGGAAGGAANGCGGGGGGGGGGGAGGGGGGGGCGGGGGCUAAACGUGGCGAGAUAUAUUAAUUGACAUUAUGGAGGAUGGAGGAAGGAAAAAUGUAAGAUUUUUAGAUGCUUGAAAAAUAAAGUUUGAAGUGAAUAAUUGAUAAUAAAAGACCGAUCCAUCAGGCCCUGCUCCCCAGGGAGCUUAUUCGCAGGCUAAACCCCUUAGAACUGCGAAAACAAUCAUUCAUUCAUGCACUAGAUUUUGAAUACAUGACAAAUGUUUGUCUUCUGCCAAGGAGGUUAUAAAGCAUAAACCAUGCAACAGAAACUAAAAAUUAUGAAACAAAACAGACAAAACCGGCCUUAUACACUUGAAGGUUAAACUCGUUGCGGCCAGAAACUUAACCACCAUAUGAAAAGGCAAUGCAUAAAUCGAAAAAAGUCAUUUACUACGAACAUGCACUGAGAUCGUGGUUUAUUUUUCAUUCUGAGCUUUUUGUUUUGGAUGUGUUCUUAAAUUCUUAAGAAAUUAACAAUAUUAAUAAGUCUGGAGAUACGACUCACCUUUUGUGAUUUGCCUUAACGACUGCUUCACAGGGAAAGUUUGCUACUGCGCCAACAGCCCUGGUUACAGCAGAACAUAUUAGUGCAGCCUUCAAGCAUGAUGCCGCAAGUUUGUGGGUGGAAAACGCAACCAGUUCCUCCUUUUACAUUUGUCUUCGAGAACUACAGAAUUAUGAUGGUCUACAUGAAGAUAUCUUUGUGGUAGUUUGAUUGUUAUCUUUUUUCUGAGGGAUGCACAUUAAGAACCGUACAGAAAAAAAGCACAUGUCAAAAAAUUUUAACGAAACGUAUGUAAAAGAGAAAAUAAUAUAUAAAAAAAGAAACUUCACAUUGUAGCAAAUGGUGGUGAUAGACAUUUCUCAAGUGGUCUAAAAACAGUGAGUGGUAUGCAUGUCAUAACAUUUCAAGUUUCCAAUUCCAUUUUUUAUAAAGCGACAGAUAAACGGUUCUUAAUAGUACAACGGAAGCGCAGACUGCAAUUAAAGAGUACUGCGUAUUCAGAGUCGGAUCAUGUUAGUCAUACCUUGCUUGGUAUUUUUAAUCUGUCAGUAAUCAGUUCGCAAUCAAUUUUGAUCAAUUAAUCAAUCACAUAAUUCUUCCAAAUGGCUGUUUUUCGAGAAUAGACGUUUUACAGUUGUGAGCUUAUUAUCCUAGCCUUUGGGUGAACGGAAGGCUGAGUUUGACCUAGCUUGUUUUGAUACAGACCUCUUUUCAUGGAAAUUAUGCUUAAAGAUACUAGUUAGCAUAAGAACGACAUGAUUUACAUAACAAAACAGAAGGGGUUGAAUCAAAAUAAGGGUUAUUUACCAUUUGGGCAAUCAAGUCGAUUUACGGUUUGGGUAAAUGGUAAGCAAAACUCACGACUUGUAAAUUUCGUCCCGGAAUGGCGUUUACCAUUUGUACAAAUCAGUUCUAUUUUCCGAAAAACGGCCGCAAAGGCCUGAAACUGGUAUCAAAGAUGGCUUUGAAGAAAUGGUAAACGAAUUUCCCUUUGGAGAAUUCCGUCUGGACAAACAAGACUACCUUCCCAGAUGUUCCGUUGUUGCUCCCGGAAAUUUUCCGUUGGAACGACCCAUGGAGUCGUGAUCCAUUUACUUUCCAACCGAAUUUUUCUGGAAACUCUUUCGUAAAUGGUAAACAACUCCUUGUUUCCACCUGUAACUGUAAAAUUGACUAUUAACGAGACGGCAUCUAACGUAAUGACUGGUUUUUAAAUCAAGAACAGCAGGUACUAGGUAUAUGUAAUCAUCAGAAGAUUCCUUUGAAAUCAAAUCACUCUCGACUGCUGAACAUUACUUUUUCAGAAUUGGAUGGUCUUUGCAAUAAUCCACCGGCCCCUUUUUGCCGAGAGCAAACAAGUGCAAUUUCCAAACAACAACCCUGUUUCUGCGAACAACAAUGGCGCAUUUUGUAAGGUAAGAAACAGGUGUAAACGAAAGCUACAAUCUUGGACUAAAUUAAUGGAAAACUUAGAUCCCCCUCCCCCUAUAUCAAAGAUGGAAAAAUGACACGUUUUUGCCCUUCGCGCGGCUUCAUCCUAGAUUUGAGGUGGGGGGACGGGGAGGGGAAGAUGAGGGUUUGCUGUUCCAUUCAAUUCUGUCAAAGAUUGUAGAUCUCUGAUUGUGUAGAGAAAUGCAAGCUGAUAUUCAACAAGUCCAAAUCGUUUCUUUGUUUCGUUUUAUUGUUGUUGUUGUUUUUUUCUUGGCUGCAUCUGACUGUGAAACGCCUUAAGCAAUCUCAACCAUAAUCUUUUGACAUGCUCUGUGCUCUGAAGGAAUUUUGUCAGAAAUGGAAACCGGGUAAUGGAACGUAUUUGUUUUACUCCAUUCUAUAGAUAAUACAUUAGUUGUAAAAUAUUAAUCAGUACAAGGUUGUUUCAGCUACGUGCAAAUAAGAAAAAAAAGAAAAAAAUUAGAAUGGAGAAGGGCACAUUAUAGUAAAACUAAUUAUGGCCCUUUAACAAGAUUGACGCACGCACGCACACACGCACACAAGUCAAUAUUGAGCAAGAUAAUUUUUUUAAGUGCCUUUUUGAACAGGAUUUUCGAUGAUUUAUUGCGAUUAGAAAGGGGAAGAUUGUUCCUUUCUUUGACAUAUUCAAAUAAAAGACACCAACAGGAACUCUUACACAAAAAACUAAAUUAUUUAAACACGCAAAAAAGACAACAAAUAACACCAAACUAGCCAGCUUUAAAAGACGCGGCCAUCAUCAUCGCUGACCGCUGACCAGGGAACGUCUUUAAGUUAACCUUGUUCCACCUAAUUUCUUCCUAUAAAAAGGGUGUUUUUCUACUUUCUUCACUUUCUUCACGGCAGCGCUCUGCUAGGAAAACCUUGGAUAUAGAUUUUGACACUUAUAUCUUAUGUAGCAUGAAUUAACAAAAUGGUGUGCUUUGAACUUAAUUUACUAUAUAUUUAUUUAAUAGCCUACGCUUUCUACCCCUAGGACGUGCAAUUUGCAAGAAAUUACGACAAAGAACCCAUAGUAGUGAUAGCAGCCAGUCAUAACUCAGAGGGCAACAACCUAAAACCAAUACAUAUGUCUGUUACUGCUUGGGUUGAGGUAAAUUAAAGUAGGACGGAAAUGUUGAAGUCAUAUAAUAAAAAGGUCAGAAGCAAAAGAAUACUUCACUUUUUUAUGUCAAGAAGUGAAGAGAUCUAUGUGGAAGUUUAUUAGGCCCGGUUAAAACGUCAUAUUUCACAUGUGCCGAACCUACCUUAAAUGAGCGGGGACAAUAGAUUUUCCUCAUUUGCCGGCUAAAUUUAACACAUAAGAAAAUGCGACGUUUAAACCGGGCCCAAAACAAUGUACAUGUAGCAAUAUUUACACAAAGGACCAUUCCAAAGAACUUGAAAGUUUUUAACACUGUUAAUUAAGUCUAAAGUUUCUUGCUUUUUUGGCUAUUUUUUCAUACACCUUUCUUAAGUUCUGAAGUCGAAAUGAAUUCACGCCUUUAAUCAAAUUCUAUUUCCAGACAUUCCUACAGUGCCUUACUGAUCAGCUUGAUAAGGCGAAGUUCUCCAGUAUAUUUGACCUUUAUACACGUACUAACAUUAAGUAUUCACAUUCUUAUCUUUAUUACUAAAACUGUUUUGUAAGAAACACAAUUAUUUGAUAUGAGUGUAAAGAAUUGAAAAAGAAGGUUUGUGACAUCACAUGAUUUCAUAAAUCUCCUUUUCGAAUUUUGAGGCAGCCAUCUUGAACCCGCUGUUGCCCAGUUAACGAUGAAGUUAGCAAUUAUUGCAACGAUUUCUUUUGCCAAACCAUCUUUAACCAAGUUUUUAAAAAAUUAAAACUAAUAAAACAGACGGCUUAAAGAAGAGAAAUCAUACCAUCGAGAAAGUGUUUGCCAUUGAAACGUCAAUCACCAUAACAUGUAAUCAUUGAAUGAUACAUUAAUUGCUUUCCACAUAAAUUUCACAAAAGCCCUGAAAUUUGGCGGGUUGUCGUUUAGGGGGCUCAAAAUUUUAAAUAAGCAAAGUGAGCGCGGACACUUUUGCCCUAUCCCAGGCUAAACUCUCCAUUUAUGGUGCUGAGAAAGAUUUUUGCGUUGGAAAGGAAAUUUAGCUUGUUUUACAAAGGAUAUUAUUUAUUUUACAGCACAUUAAUACAAGCGAAUUCCGCAUUUGUCUCAAAGAGUUGUACGCUGACCAGCAUGAUCCUGUAAAUGUAUCAUACGCUGUACUUGCAGGUGGGUUUAGCGGCAAACACCCCACACACCCCCCCCCCCCCCCCCCCCCCCCCCCCCCCCCCUUUUUUUUUUCAAAACNUUGCUACUCAACCAGUCAAACAUGCAAGAACUGGACUGAAGCCCAGAAAACUUGCCAAUCAUACAGCGCUAAUCUCAUUAGUGUACGAAACCAAGAAGAGAACGUCUAUAUUCAACAUAGGCUGAAUGGCGCUAAGGGCUGGAUUGGACUAAGCGAUAGAGACACGGAGGGAACCUUUAUCUGGGCAGAUAAUCAACUCAGUAACUUCACAUACUGGGCUACGAACCAGCCAAACAACUUCAACAAUGAAGAUUGCGUUCACACUUUGGGAGUCAGACAUAGUUUUAUGUGGAAUGAUGUGAGCUGUGACACCUGCCAUAACUACACCUGUUCAGAAGGUAUCUAGAACCGUUUGCACUCUCUUGUAUAACCCUUAUCACUAAAGGAUUCCCAGAACGUCGUUUCCUUGUUAGCUGCUAAAAACAAUCAUGGCAGAAUAGUACCAACAACAGUAAAACAUAUUCAUUAGUAAUAUCGUAUUUGUUUGUAUUUCUUUGAUUGCUUAAUCUGCCGAUCGAUUGAAUAGUCGACUGUUCUUUUUAGUGCUCAAUGCUGUAUACGUCGUUUUUGUUUCUUCCAAGCAAUGUAUUGUUAACCUUUAUUUUUAUUUAUUUAUUUAUCCAUUUUAACUAAGAUCUUGAUGAAUGUGGAGGGAAUAAUCACCAUUGUCACCAGAAUGCGGUCUGUACAAACACAAUCGGCUCCUAUAAAUGCCAGUGCUCAACAGGAUAUACCGGUGAUGGCUUGAAUUGCACAGGUAAGAAUGUCCUAAUAUUAUUCCCCUUUCAAAAUACUAGCGGGAUAAUAAUAAAAAACCAUGAGCUUUCCAAAUAUUUUUAUUUAUAUUUUUUCAUUUAUUAAUUAAAAAUCCGAAUUCAAUUAUUGUUUUUAUUGUUCAUCAAAAUACUACAGAGCUCAUAACAUGUUUCUUUUAUGCUAAAUUCCUGUCUUCAUCAUCCACAUUUGUCUGUUCCUCGGCAUAUGAAAGAAAUCUAGGGAUGUUUUAUUCUUGCAGAUGUUCUUUACAGAGCAGUUGUCUUCCUUUGAGCGGUAUUUUUGGGUAUUCAUGCUAUGUUUUUGAAGCCGAAAUUCGGCUAUUUCGUCUUCACAAGAAGUUAGCAAUCUUCGAUCCGCUAUUUUCAGUAGCUCUGCCCUGUCAAAACAACUAGGCUAGCACACCAAUACUUUGCUUAGUUGACGUUAGUCAGUCCCGAUUUCAGUGUACUAUUUUACGAUUGAUGUCAAUCGUAAAAUAUUAGCAAACAUCUUCCAGUUUUAGACUUAGCGGGCGCGCGAAGGGGUUCAAGCCAAUCAGAACGGAGACCUUUUUGAAUGAAUAUCAGUUGAAGUAGUGUUUGUAAGCUGAAAAUGGCACUACAAAUUCCUAUAUUGUGUUAGUGUUAAGAGGUUUUCUUUUCCUUGACUUUUAAGAUGUGGACGAGUGUUCUGCACGUCAUCAGUGUGACAGCAGUGCAACUUGCCAUAAUACAGAUGGAUCUUACACAUGCACCUGUGACAGUGGCUACUCAGGAGAUGGACGAACCUGCUAUGGUAAAUAAACUACUUGAUCAAAUGCGCAGGUUUCACAAAUAAAUCUUUCACAAAAGGAAGGGAACACGAAUUUUGGCCUUUCUCAAUUUUUUUGCAUUUCAGAGCUAUCCAUUCUAAAAGUUAUAACACUAAAAAAAACGUUCAACUUCAAUUUCCCCAGCCAGCUUGCUCAAAACAAAACUCCCAAGUUCAGUACAUGGACGGAAUAUUGCUACCCUAUGAUCCAUGGAGAUGGACACACCUUAGUAAUCGGAAAUAUCCAACUAACUUUGAAGAUACAAAACUCGAAAUAGAUUUUCCCUGUCGGAGGAUCACAGGUCCCGACUGCUGGCAUUCGGAAUGGCAUUGCCUUCGCUUUAUAAGAGUUGUAUUCCCUCGUUUUAAAAUAUGAAAACAGAACAAUUAUAAUAAAGAAGGAAACUCUCAAUAGAGGCUGAUUCAAUGAACAUAAGUGAAAGAAUUACAGGUAUACGCCUUGUGUCUUUGUAAUAGGACAAUUGCAUGAUGACGUCAUUUUGCUAAAAAUACCAGAAUCCUUCAGUUAUGACUAAUUCUGCCUUUUUUCUUCUUCUUCUUCUUCUCUUUUCUUUAAUUUUUAUCCUGGAACUCCCUCAUUAGGAAAUGGUAUAAUCUUUCAUUUCAGACGUAGAUGAAUGCUCACUCCACACUCACGACUGUCACGCAAAUGCAAUCUGCACCAAUACAGUCGGGUCAUUUACUUGCAAGUGCGACGUGAACGCGCAUUACAUUGGCGACGGAAAGACUUGUACUUCCCACCGUAAGCUAACCUAUUUUAAUUAGAUAAUUAAACUAGUAAUAACCAAAGGUUACGCAGUGCGGGCGACAAAGCUCGAAGGUCAAAACGCUUUUGCUCAAACGCUGUGCUUUGCGUAAGUUUCACACGAUAGAUAUAGUCAAAACACGCGUGGUUAAAUCACGAGUGAGAGAAGGUCCGCACGUGCGUGAUAAGAUUGCGUUUCCAUUCAUUUUUAGUGGAGGUCCACACGAAGUUGGCUACAUACGUGCUAUAGCUGCCGUAAGGCGACUUCUUUUACUGAUCAGCGCUAACAAUAGACGUACAACUUUAUUCCAAUUUGAGUCGAAGGUUACAGCAAAAAGCAAGAUAGUAGGCUAUUGACCCCAAAGACUCGACUGAUUUUAGAUCCGAUGUACCGUAAUUUGUCGUUUUUGAUGUGUUGUGUUGUGGUUUAAACUGAAAUACAAGGUAAAAAUAAAACUUCAGAAAUACUGCGAGCGCAAAAGAAAUACAGCAAAAAUGAAGCGAAUGUACAACGCACUUACAUUGUUUUGGCGCAAAACUUCUGACCACAAAAGAGAUACUCGUGACAGGAAACUACUACUUAGUGCUCUUGAAGAAACAACGUUAAAAUAAAAGCUGAACUGAACAUGCUAGAAGGCGAGUUAGAACAAAAAUGCAAAUAAGGGCUGGGUGCACGUGCGAUUCCUAUGGGAGUUGAUUAACAGCUAAAUUGUUCUUUACGGAGUUAGAUAUGAUAUCUCGGCUCCUAAGUGAGAGCUCUAAAGCGAAUCACUUAAAAAACGACAGAGUAACAAACUAGACAGUCUAAGCGAAUGUCAAUUAACCAAUGUCAAUCUAUGUGACUCAGUGUCCAUGUUCCCUUUAAUUGAACAGUCUCCUUCAAUCAAAGGCACAGCUUGUCAACGGGCCUUUCGAAGAGAGCCGUCUUGGUACGCACUUUAACCCGUCGAACAAAACCUCUCCCGUCUGGGAAGGUCUCUACGAUUCUUCCUAGCGGCCAGGAAUUUCGGUGCGAAGAUUCAGUCGCGACAAGGACAACAUCGCCAAAUUCCUCUUAGGGCGCACCCACUUUUGUCUAAGUUGCAAAAGGGAAAGGUAUUUCUUGCUCCAUCGUCUCCAGAAAAUAUCCGCAUGAUAUUGAACUUGCUUCCACCUACGACGCGAAAAUGAAUCUUCCUUCAUGAAUAGACUAGGUGGCAAAGUGACUUCUGACUUAAGCAACAACACGUGAUUCGGUUUCAGGGGCUCCAUAUCGUUUAGUGUGAUGGGCCGACUGUUCAUGAUGCUCUCUACUUCACACAUAAAGGUAACUAGACUUUCGUCUUCAGUGAUUUGCUCUCGAGGCAAGGCUUGCAGAAUCUUCCGAAUGGUACGUAUACAUCUCUCCCAAAAGCCGCCGAAGUGAGACCCAUAUGGAGGGUUGAAGGACCACUUGAUGUGCUUCUGUAACAGAGAAUUGUGGAUUUUUCCUUGAUUCCAAUCUGAAAUAGCGUCUCGCAGCUCUCGCUCACCACUGGUGAAGUUCGUCCCGUUGUCCGAGUAAAUCUCUCUCACCUGGCCUCUCCCGGCAAUAAAACGACGCAGGGCAAGCAGUAACGAGGCUGUAUCUAGACUGUUAACCACUUCAAUAUAAACAGCCCGAAUCGCAAGGCAUGUAAAAAACACGCCGUAACCCUUUACGAGGCUACGCCAACUUUUGACAUGAAAGGGGCCAAAACAGUCUGCCCCAACUGCUGUAAAGGAUGGCUUGUCAGGCAAAACGAGACUACCUGGUAAAUCGGCCAUUUUCUGUUGACAAAGGGGCGCCUGUCGACGACGGCAGCUGACACACUUUGAAAGGACGCCUUUGACAGUAGAACUUACUUGGAGAAUCCAAAACCUCUCUCGAAUUAAGGCUAGGACGUGCUCUCUUUCGGAGUGGCCGCAAAUGCUGUGGUAGUCGUAGAUUAUCAACUUAGUACCGUGGUCUUCCUUUGGGAGAAUAAUCUGAUUCUUUGUCUCCGAGGGUAAGGACGCAUUGCGCAAACGACCCCCUAAGAAUAAAAGCCCAUCGAUAACGUGUGGAUCAAGCUUGUAAAGGCGGCUACUCUUCUUAACAAUCUUUAUGGGGUAGUUAAGUUCUUCCGGGAAAGCCCUUCCUUGCACGUGCUUUAGAAUUUCUUUCUCGGCUCUCUCAAGCUCUGUAAGGGUGAUGUACUUUGGAGCGUCAUGCUUCGACCUUUUCUUGCUCGCGUUUAAAAGGUUUUCUCGGUAGCGCAAGAGCCAGGCGACAACUGUCUUCAAGCGAGCCCAGGAAGAACAUUUCAGGAAGUAGUCUGAGAGGAAACUAUCUGCUUGUCCAGUGACAUGCGUACCUGAACUCCUGGUUUGACCUCAGGGUCUUCGUUCGAAACGCUUCCAAACGCUUCUGUCUGCACUGGCCAUUCGUGCUCGGGUUUCCAAAGGAAUUCCGGCCCCAUUAACCAGCUACUUUGGCAAAGGAAGUUGCCUGCUGUCAAUCUUCGGGAGGCGUCGUCAGCAGGGUUCAUGUCGCCAUGGGCAUGUUUCAAUUGAUCGGGGUUGGAGCCAUCGCGAAUCACAGCGAUACGGUUGGCUACGAAGGUGUGGUACCGGUUUGUCUCAUUCUUGAUAUAACGCAGCACUAUGGUGCUAUCUGUCCAGAAGAUAGACUGGGCAUCGUUCAGUACCUCUAAUUCUCUCCUUAAGAUCUUGUCUUGCUUGAUGGAGAUUGUUGCAGCAGAUGACUCGAGGGAAGGGAUCAUAAUCGUUUUCAAAGGUGCUACUCGUGACUUUGCGCAGAGGAAGGAGCAAUGAAUGUCGCCUUGGUUGUUGACAUUACGAAGAUAGGAAACUGAUCAAAUCCGACCUCAGAAGCGUCCGAGAAAUGUUGGAGCUGGCUCGAAGAGAUGACGUUGAAACCAAAUGGUUUGAUGCAGCGGCUUACGGAGAACUGAGAUACCUUCGGGAGAUCCGCCAACCAUUUCUCCCAACGAACCUAUAGUUGUGAGGGAACCGGGUCAUCCCAUUGUAACUUCAUGCGACAUAAAUCCUGAAGCAACUGUUUAGCCGGCGACAGGAACGGGGCUGCGAGUCCAAAGGGAUCGUAAACGGAGCUGACGACUGAGAGAAUGCCUCGCCGCAUGGGUGGCUUGAGCUUGAAAUCCACCUUGAAACCAGAGUUGUCUGUUUCAACACACCAUUUAACACCAAGAGCCCUCUCAACUGGAAGGUGGUCUUUGCUUAGAUCGAUAGCUUUCACAUCUUUGGCGUGCUCAUCCUCAGGUAUAUUUUCCAGAACUCUGUGACCAUUGCCUAUCCACUUUGUCAGCCUAAAACCGCCUCUUGAAAGCAGACAAAGCAGGUCGCUAGCAUGAUGUGAAGCUUCCUCAGCUGAUGGUAAGGACUCGAGGCAAUCAUCUACGUACAAAUUCUUCUUAACUGUUCUCACGACUUCUUCCGGGAAGUGAUUGCUGUUGUCUUCAGCUGUCUUGCGGAACGCAAAAUUGGAACAGGAGGGAGAAGAUGCGGCUCCAGAUUCGUGUACCACCAUCUGGUAUUCUUCCAGCUCACUUUGCAGAUUACCAUCAGGCCACAAGAGAAAACGAAAGUAAGUGCAAUCUUCAUUGGCUACCUUAACUUGGUAAAACAUUGCUUCUAUAUCCGCCAUUAGAACGACUCUCUCCUGUCUGAAUGUCAUUUAAACUCCAAACAGAGUGUUUGUUAAAUCCGGGCUGCUAAGCAGCAGAUCAUUGAGCGACUUGCCCUGGUAUUUUGCCGAACAGUCAAACACCACACGAAUCUUUCCGGGCUUGUGCGGAUGAUAAAUCCCGUGAUGAGGUACGCACCAUUUCAUAUUGGUUUCCUAGAGAUCUGCUGGCACCUUACGUGCGUAACCCUUUUCAAUAAUUGCAGACAUGAAACUCUUGUGGUCUUCGUAAAAAUUCUUAUUACGCUAAAGCUUCAUCAACCAGUGAGCGCGCUGUUCUGCUUGCGGUCUAUUGUUCGGCACUGGCGCAUUACAAUCCUUCAAAAGGCAACGCUAUUUCGUAAUGACCGUCCCUCAAGACCACUCUACUCUCCAGUUCCCUGGGACAUUUCUGGUCUAUCAUCAGCGCUGGAUUCGUUGAAAGCACUGUCGUAGAAAUCCUUCACCAUACGCUGCAAUUCGGGAUCAGCCUUAACAAAGAAACUUGUCACGCGCUGGCCUUUGUGAUGAAGUCCUAAGGGGCCGUUAACUACCCAACCGAUUCUCGUACGCGCGGCAUAUAUCACCGUCUUUACUGUGUUUCACUUCCAAAGGAUCGAAGACUAUGGGGACGUCACAAGCUAUGAGAAGACCGCUUUCAGCGUCAACUUCAGGUAGGUAAACUCCACUCAAGUGUGGCCAUCGGUCGACAGCGCUCUGGGUGGGUAUGUCCUCUUUAGAAACAGGUAUUUCUGGUCUCGUACACAUUGCUGGCAGCUCAAUAAAGACGUUCUGGCCGAGAUCGGAGAUGGUUAAACCUUUCACUACGAAGCGAUCAAUAAUACUGUCUUUCUUUUCCAAAGUUGUCAAGGAGAUCUGAUCUCUCGAGCCGCUGACGCCCGGUUGCUUCAUUAAGGACUCUGCUCAGAAUGUUGAAGUGCUACCGUUGUCCAGGAACGCAUAGGUAAUCACUAGUGUUCUCGCCGUUCUUGACCAGACCUUGAUUGGGACAAUACCCACACCACCUUUCAAGCUCGCCAGGUUCGCCAUUCCGUUGCGAACCUGCGUGGAAUCCUCGCGGGUCGAAUUGCUUGCGGAGGGAGUGUCAUUGGAUCGAUUUCGACCAGCAGUGUUCGUGCGAAGAAUUGUAAGAUGUUUCCUGCCACAGUUAGCUACCGUUCAUAUUUUCCUUUCUGGGCAGACUCUGGCAUUGUGACCAGUGGGUAAACAACCAAAGCAAAAGUGUUUUGACAACAGGAACUGAAUUCGGUCUUGAUAUGGGAGACGUCUAAGUACCUCGCAGGUCUCCAAGGCAUGGCCAGAAUUGCAGAAAGUACAUGAGACAUUUCCAACUGAGGGGGUCGUUCCAGAAGGUGGCUCUUCAGGAGGUAAAUUCUGGUCACCGCCCACCUGCGCAGCAAAGCUUUUCUUACUUCCAUCAGAUCCGCUCUUUGUUCAACCGCUUCUAGGUUCUUGUUUUGGCUUUGCAUCCUCUGUAAUCUUUCCGGAUACUGGAUUGGCGGCUACUCUUGCCUCAUUAUCCACGAACUUGGCAAGGUCGCGAAACGUAACAGAGCGUUCCUCUGUUUCCAUAAUGUCCACCAAACGGCGCCAUGUUUUUCUCAUAUUGAAAGGUAACUUCAGGAUGAGCUUCUGUGCAGUAUCGGGACCUCAUGAGAAAUAUUGAAAAUCUGUUAAGGGCGGUGCUGUCCUCAGCUUUCAACCCAGGCCAGUUCAGCGCCUUGCUUUCGUAGGCCGAUGCAACUCGAUAAUCGUCACCAAACUUCUUUUUCAUCAGACUUCGGGCUUCCCUGUAUCCCUUGUCAGGUGGGAGGUAAUGGCACGAUCGAACAAGCUCUUUGACAUCCCCACUGGUAAACUGCUCGAGAAAGUACAGCCUCUCGCUACUACAUUGUACUGGACGUUUUGGACUCAAUCACUUUUUCGAAGGCUCUUACAAAGGCUCCGUACUCGAUAGGAUCACCGUCAAAAAUCGGAAUCCGUUGGUAGCUGAACUUCUGACCGCAAAAGAGAUACUCCUGACAGGAAACUACUACUUAGUGCUUUUGAAGAAACAACGUUGAAAUAAAAGCUGAACUGAACAUGCUAGAAGGCGAUUUAGAACAAAAAUGCAAACAAGGGCUGGGCGCACCCGCGAUUUCUAGGGGAGUUGAUUAACAGCUAAAUGGUUCUUUACGGUGUUAGAUACGAUACGUGCGUUGCAUGUGUAAUAGCAACCUAGAGAGUGGGAUUGCGCGGGCUCCUCUUGUGGCCCGCAAUAAUUUAUCGGCUCAUAAAUGUGCUCUUUUUUUGUACUUAAAGAGAGCUGUGUCACGGUUGGCUAGUCCACUUUGUUUAUAGCUGCCAAUCACGCGUCCUUAUUCGCUACGGCACUGGAGAAAACUUGAAUACAAAAUCAUUGCUUCGUGUAAAAAAAAAUGUGUCUCCUAAGAAUUAUUUUAAACGUUACCAACAACAAAAAUGAAAAACUGUUAGCUAACAAGUUUUCAAAAACCACAAGUUCAACCCAUUUCAUUCUUUAAGUUUCUCUAUCUGAGCGGUUUUUGUAUUUGCAUUGUUAUUAUUCCUUGUUUGAACAUUUUGAGUUGUCAUUUUUAAGUUCCACUCAAUUUGGUGGGAGUUCCCACUGUUUAAAUUUUGAAGAGUUUCUUGACACAGCUCCUUUGAUAAGUAAUUUGCUUCAGGCACGAUUUUGUCCUUGGAUAAAUUUCAGUAUUAAAGGUCCAGCUGGUUGUGAGGAGCUUUGGCAGUCGAUACGCGCGCUUUAGUGACCUCUACUGCUUUGGAGAGGUGGCAGUUGUGAAGUUUUGCGAAGAUGUGGUAGUUGCCAACAUGCAGUUGUCAGGUCUUUGUUGUCAGGUCUUUGCUUCUUUGCUUUUAGGACUAGUUUGGUCAAAAAGAGCAAAAAAAUUAAUUAAAGCAACUAAAGGACAGAUUUUGGUUUUCUUUUCUUUCAGGUGGCCUCGGUAACUCAGUCAUUUUAUCGAAUGACUUCGGCAAGAGAUCACAGUUAAAUACCUGGCUUCUUCCCCACUUGCAAAGUUCGGACAAAAGUUACUGGAAACUGUGUUAUAGAGCCACUAGUCACGGUUGGAGCUCACAGACCUUUCACAGUUAUUGUGAUAACAAGGGGCCCACUGUAACUAUUGUAAGGGUUGGAAGCUACAUUUUUGGGGGUUACAACGGCCAUUCGUGGCAAUGUAAGUCUGCUAAAUAAAACGGUACUAAGUGGGGGAGGGGGGUGUGACUGGUUGAAAUCUAAGCCAUUAACUCCAGAGUGUUUUAACACAUCACCCGUUUAAAAAGGGGCGAUGAGUGGGGUGGUGAGAUUUAUUUAUGUCCAGUACCUUGAGCAAGACACAUUGCGUUGGUUAUUUAAACGAAUUCUAACUUAGACCGCAAUCUUUGAACCUCCAGAUCUCUUCCAAGGUGGGUUAUUUUAAGAAGAAAAAUGCUUUUCCAGUCUACGUUAUAUGCUUUUAUGAAACUGUUCUCGAAAAAUGGUGUUGGAUAAAGUGUUCGGGAAAGUGAAAGUGGCUUAGAACGCGGUUUUGUUAAACACACUGGCUUAACUCCGUUUAAAUAACUGGUCCAAUGACGCUUCGAUUGGUUAAAAACCUUGCAUUCAUAAUUUCAUCAUCAUCCUUUCACGGGUUUAUAACGAACCGAUUCAACGACCUUCACCCAGUUGGCUUGGUAGAGCCCUGCACCGGUAUCGCAGAGGUCAAGGGUUCGAAUGCCGUACAAGUCUGAAUUUUUUUAGGCUUUCUUUUCGCAACUGCAUAAGUUGCGUAUAUAACUGCGAUGAUCUUCCUUCAAAUAAUUCUUCACUUCGCAGUUCAUAUAUAUGAUUUUCACACAUUCGUAAUGGUUUUAUAGUACAUUAAUUUUUUUCAUUCAUGGCAACAAAAAGCAGCUAAGUAAUUCAAUUGACGCACAACCGGUUAUGCUCUAGGGUCAUAUAAUGCUGGGGUAAAUUCAAUAAAAAUUUUACAGUGCAAUUUAGAAGUGUAUCAUUUGUUUCGAAACUGUAAAACAAAAGCUGGCCGUGCUUCUUCUUCCUUUAGCAGUUUUAAUUGAGUGACGUGGAAGUUAUCCUCGCAGUUAAAAGAACAACCUAAGGGCUUGAAAAAGAACCUGAAAAAUUUUCAGGCUUGAUCGGGAAUCGAACCCUGCACCUCUGCGAUGGCCGGACGCAACGCUCUGGAGAGCAGACCACUGUAAGUUCGUAACAUACCCGAUGGUGGAAAUGAUAAAAAUCUGGUUGUUUUUUAACCGCUUAGGUUGUUCAUUUAACUGCGAGGAUCGUUUCCACUUUCGUAUGUUUAUUCGCAGUUCAAAAUGUGAGUUAUUUCAUAUAUUUUCGUUCAUGCAAUUUCCACCAUCGGGUAUAUCACGAACUCACAAUGGCCUGCUCUCCAGUUGGCUUGAUUGACUUAAUGGAUAAAGCGUUGCGUCCGGUCAUCGCAUAGACCAGGGUUCGAUUCCCGGUUGUCAAGAUUGAAUUUUCAGGUUCUUUUUCAACCGCUUAGGUUGCUCAUUUAACUGCGAGAGUCAUUUCGCCCACUUUUCAAAAUGUUGAGUCAUUUCAUGUAGUUUUAUUCUGUUUUAACUGAAUUGCUCAACACAACUCUACAAAUUAAUUUCCAGUUGAAUGGGUAUAUUAUACUUCAGAAAAACGAAGUAAGUAUAACUCGAUUUCAGACCAUCUCGGGACUUACCUGAAAAUGACACAGCUUUUCAAGAACACUUUUAGUAAAUAUGCACUACUAAGCUAAGUGUCUUUGUUUGGCACUAAAAGACCUGUUGAUAUUUUGCGUAGAAUUUAAAUGUUUUUGUAUCUUCUCAGGGUCUUCUGGGUAUCAGUACUCGAGCAACACCUUCCUGUACUCGCUGCAAAACUAUUACGGGUAUGGAUACUUUAAAAAAGACGUGACCGACUAUUGGACAGCCACAUACAGCUACUAUAACUAUGGUCCAACCUUUGGUGGAGGGCAUGAUAUCUACAUUGCAGACAACGCAGGAUACAAUUAUAACUCUUACUUUUAUUGUAACUGCAAUUCGUAUACAAGUCCCUGUUAUAGCUGUUAUGUGUGGACUGGAAACAAUAACUUCUGCCCAAAUGAGUUAGAGGUAUUUUAUGAAGUACUUGCUUAA